Messenger RNA from Apis cerana (Asiatic honeybee), 3738 nucleotides. RefSeq lists its product as uncharacterized. Gene Ontology annotation, molecular function: protein binding; ATP binding; thiamine diphosphokinase activity. Lineage: Eukaryota; Metazoa; Arthropoda; Insecta; Hymenoptera; Apidae. Gene Ontology annotation, biological process: thiamine diphosphate biosynthetic process; thiamine metabolic process. The record is from RefSeq and is a predicted model, not a curated record.
UAUAUAUAUAUAUAAUUUCUAACAUUGAUGUUAAAAAAUGAUUGAUAUAACAUAUAAUGUGUGAUUCUAAAAACAUUUUUAAUUAUAAAAUUGUUAAUUUUUUCAUCAAAUUCAAAUUGUUUCAAUAAUUGGAAUUUCUUCGAUAAUUGUAGACAACUUCAUUUGUAUAACAAGCUUCACAGGUUAAUUUUAUCUAUGUUCAAAAAAAAUAGAACGAAUUACUGAUUAUUUAUAAAUAAUUUGUGAUGUGAUCUUUCAUUUAAAAAGUACAUAUUUUAUUAAGCUCAUUAUAAGAUAUGUAUAACAAAUUAUAUAAUUGCAAAAACAAAUUACUAAUGAAAAAAAUAUAUUGAUUUAAAAAUAUCUUUAAUUAUUAAAAAAAAAUUUAAUAUUAAAUAAUUAAUAUAAAAAAUCGAUAAAUAUGAAAACUGAAACUUCUUGGAAACGUCGAUUUUUACGGAAAAGAUUGAAAUAUACAUUAAUUUGUGUUUUCAUAGCUGCUAUUAUAUUCGUUGUACAUCAAUUAUUUUAUUUCAAAGAACUUAAUCAAGCGAUUGUAGGAAAAUUAAUAAGUGGAUCUGUACGAACAUCUAAUUAUAUUAUUACUGGUAAAAUAAACUCAAAGUGGAAUGAACCAUUGCAUUCAAAACUACUUCGUGAUAAACACGGUCGAACCGUAUCAUUACGUGGUACGCGUGAUCAAGAUAUUUCAAAAUAUUUACCAAAUGUGCGAGGAAAAUUUGUUUGUAUCGUAUCAAAAGAUGAAAUAGAUUUUAUUAAAAUUAACGAUAAUUAUUGUGAUUGUCCUGUGGAUGGUAGUGAUGAACCUGGUACCAAUGCAUGUAACAAUGGUAUCUUUAAUUGUGAACUUUCAUCUUCACAAUCUAUAGUAAAAAUACCAUCUUAUAAAGUUAAUGAUGGAUAUUGUGAUUGUUGCGAUGGAUCUGAUGAAUGGGCUGAAAUUAAAAUAUCACAUUUAAAUAAUGUUUUAAAAAAGCAUAAAUCAAAAUUAAUCAUGCAAUGUGGUUCAAACGUGAAUACAACAAUGUGGGAUCCUGUUCAAAUAUUUACUCAUCAUUCACAUUAUAAAUAUGCUGUUGUUAUAUUGAACAGUCCACUUUAUUGGAAAGAUGACAUUUUACUUCAAAUUUGGAAGAAUGCUCAAAUUAAUGUUACUGUUGAUGGUGGGACAUACAAGUGGUUAUGUUACUUAAAAGAACAAGGUAUUGAUUUAUUAAAUGAAAAUCAUAAUGAAUAUGUGCCAAAUUUAAUUACUGGUGAUAUGGACAGUUGUUCUCCUAUAAUUCUUGAAAAACUGAAGAAUAUGGGAUCAAUAAUUAUUGAAACACCUGAUCAAGAUCAUACAGAUUAUGCAAAAGCUUUGUUUCAAUUGGGACAAUAUGUAAAGAUGAAAAAUAUAAAACUAAAUAGAAUAUACGUGUUCACAGACUUCUCAGGAAGAUUUGAUCAUAUCAUGGGAAAUAUUAAUACACUUUAUAAAAGUGAUACGCUUAUUGAACAUGUACAAGUGAUUCAAAUUGCAAGUGAUUCAAUGACAUGGAUUUUAAGACCAGGAUUUCAUAGUAUAAUUAUUCCUAAAAUUUUAAUACAAAGUAAUAGCUGGUGCGGACUUUUACCAGUUGGUGCACCUGUGAACUGUAUAAUAACAACUGGUUUAAAAUGGAAUUUGAAUAAUGCAACUUUACAAUUUGGUGAUUUGGUAAGUACAUCAAAUACAUAUGAUAAUUGCUCUGAAGUAACUAUCAAUACAGAUUCACCAGUAAUAUGGACUAUGGGUAUUGAACCACUACAAAAAAACACGCAUGAUUAUGAUAUAUCAUCAAAUACAUUUUGAUGAUAUUUUUGUUUAGUUACUGAUUUUCAAUAUUUACAAUAUUUUAAGUUUUUGUAUAGUAGAAAAGAAAAUAUUUUGAUAAAUUAUAUUUAAAAAAAUAUAUAUAUAUAUAUAUUCUAUAAGAUUAAUAUUAAUUCUGCUAUAUUGUGGAUACAUAUUUGUCUUUUAAAAUUAUAUGUAUAUUUUAUUAUAUUUAUAACUUAUUUAAAAUGCAGAAUAUUAAACAAUUUUUUAUUAAUUUAAAUUAUAGAAAUAUAAAAGAAAAUCUUCUUUAUAUAUUUAAUAUAAUUUGUGUUUAUGAGUUUGUAAGAUUUAUGAGGUUAUUUUUUAUUAUAUAAUUUUAAAGAUAAUAAGAUAAAGAUUUUAUUUCUAAUAAUAUUUUAAAAUAAAUUAUAAAAGAAAAAUUGCAUAAUAAAUGCAUAUUAGAACUGUAUUAAUCACCAGAGUACUACAUUGUUUUUAUAAGAAUGUAAUAAUUCAAGUAGUACUUAUAAUAACUAGUCCAGUUUUCUUUUCUACUUAUACAGAAUGAAUUUCAGGUUCCUAAUUUUAUUUUGAUAUUCAUCAUUCUUAAAUUAUAAAAAAAUUUACAAAAAUGCACAUGACAAAAUUUAUAAAGAUAAUAAUUAUUAAUAUAAUUAAAUUAAUAUUAUAUUUGAUUCAUUUGAUAUCAUUUAAUACAUAAUAUUUAAAUCAUAUUUUAAUUGAUAUUGUAUAUUUUAACAAAUUCAACUAUAUAUUUUAAUCCAUGAUAUUUAAAAUUGUGUUAAACACAUUAUGAAAGCAAUAAUGUGUAUAUAUAUAUAAUAAUUAAUGUAAAAAAAAAUAGAAUAGUUGUAUUCUUUCAAGUUUUAUUUGAAAUAUGAAUUUUGAUGACAAAUAUGAUAUAAUUAUAUUUAAAAUAUUAAAUAAUUGAUAGUCAUUUAGCUAUUGCAAAAUAGUAUAAAUAUAAAUAUAAAUAGUAGCUAUAUAUAAUAGUAUAUCAUAAAAUUUCUGUAUAAAAGUCAAUUUUGUCAAUAAUAAUUAAACCCAGUAUUAUAUACAUUCCUUUAAAUUUCACACUUAAAAUUAUUAGUAAAAAUAAAUUAUGUUUCUGAUUUGGAAAAGAAAUAAAAAUAAUAUAAGAGCAUAAAAAUCUAAAUAAAACUGAAUAUAUUUCAAAGUUUUUUCAUUUACUUCAGUUUGUUAUUAUUUUAUAUUUUUUCUAAAUUUUAAUUUUUUUGAAAUUUUAUGAAAAGUAAAUAUAAUCUAUAUAAUAAUUAAAUAUUUGAUUGUGAUAGAUUAAAUAUAAAAUUAAAAAUAAUCCUAAAUGCUAAUUUGUUGAGUUACUUACAUUAAGUCAAAAGUAUUGCUAUUGUUUAAAGAAUUUAAAGAGAAUUUGCACAAAUUUAAUAAUAAUUAUAAUAGUAAUAGUGAUAAAUAUUUUAUAUAAAAAUCAAAAUUCUGAAAUUAAUAUUAUAAAAGUGAUUAUUUUAAUAUAUCAUAUAUAAAAAUUGUAUAAAAUUAAAAAUAUUUGUAUAUAUACAGAUGUAUAUACAAAUAUUUUAUACAUAUAUAUAUAUAUAUAUACAAACAAACAAUUAAUUAUCUUAAUAAACAAUUAUCUUUUUGCUUUUAAUUUGAAGAUUAAAAAUUAUAUCAUUGUUCAUAAUAAAAUAUAACUAAGCAAAUAAUGUUGAAUAUAAAAUAUGUAUGUAUUUAUAUUUAUUUAUAUAUAUUUUUCAUAAUUGAUAUGUUAAUUAGUUAGAACUUUUAUAAUGAAAAAGUGUUAAGUCAAUUAUGAAUCUCAAUUUGAUUGUAUAAAUAUAUUUUUUUUGAAAAAAUUCUAUAUAUUAUAUUAUAUAUUAUAUUAUAAAUAAUAAUAAUAAAAAUAAUAAAAUAAA